GCAUCUUGGUUCUUGCACUUGCAAGGUUGCAUUGCGGUUCUGCAAUUUGGGUUUUUGCACACGGUCCGUGUUUUUGGCCCCCAGCAAGAGUUCUUGCUUUGGGGCAAGCAAGUGGCAUGGCCAAGCCAAUCGGGGCGCAGCGUUGCAUUUGCGGUCCGUGGGUUGACUUAGCCAAGGCGGAGCAGUUUCAUGUGGAAAUCACAACUGCUGCCUAUCCUGCCUCGUGCGGCUACCUCACUUCCCCUGCUGCUGGGGCUUUGCUCAAUCAUGGGAGUGCACUUGCCGCCAACAAUCGCCCGCGCAGGGCGCCAUGCCAGAACUCUAGCAGGUGCGGUCAUCUGGCUGUGCGUUCUUUACAUCGCGAUCACGAAUAUAUUUGCAAGCUGGUUCGGUGCUGUUUUCUGGACGCCGUAUCUCGUGCUGCUGGUGUGGUUGUUCCGCCGGGAGUGCAAGGAGAUCAGGAGAAAAAGGGCGUUCGAUGCGCAUCUCAGUGUGGAACAGCUCGCUGUUGUUCUCGACCUGCGACAGAUCGUGGAAGAUGUAGAUGCACAUACGGCUUGCAAGCGCAGCUGGACUGUCUACUUCACAUGGCAAUACUGGAGACCGAGGGAACUGCCGCCGAAGCCAUCGCUGGAGGAGGUCGAAUCCGCGUUACAAGAAAGUGAGGAAGCUGUUGGACCAUACGACAUUAACAUCGGCGCGGCAUUGAGGAAGCUGCUCCUAGCAUCGCGCGUGCAGCAAGACAUGGACCUGGAAAGAAAGAUACUCGAGAGAUUCGUCCAGUUCCUGGAGCACACGAAAGGACGGGAUCAGCAGGUCCUCAUCCAGGUCCUCGCGCGAGCAGGACAACUGCACUUCGCGGGCGAGGAGUACACAAGGGCCGCUCAAGAGCUGUCUCGGGCACUGGAUCUGCAUCGUCAGCUCGAACUGAAGGAUGCGAAAUGUCGUGGGCUAAUGACCCCGUACAUGUUCAUGUUCUGCAAAAAGAUGCUGGCAAUGGCGCACACCAUGGCGAAGGAUUCCGAGGCCGCGGAAGCUCUUUGCGCCGAGUUGCUUGCGGAGCUGGAGCAAAAGGAGGGCAUGCUGAACACUGAGCCCCUGGGCACGCAGAUGGUCAGAGGCAUGCUGAUCAGUGUGUACAUCCGGCGGGGCUGGAAGGCUUUGAACAGCACUGAGGGUGGCAACCCUACAGGUACCGUGUCCCGCUACCUGCGCGAUGCUCUGAGCCUCGUCGCUGUCCACCCGGCCUUCUAUGCGCACAACCUCAAGCAAGUCGGUCGCCUCUUCAUCUGGGCUGGCCGGGCCGGCGACGGCGAUACCGCGUUCAGACUGUCUAAUGCGAUAUUUGAAAGUGGAAUACGGUCGGGUACGCCGCAGCGCAACUGCCUCUGUUCCUCCACCAGCGAAGUCGAGGAACAUGGGCUGAGAAUUUGCAAUGCUUGUUCCAGGCAAAUCGCACUCGGGGAUAGGUGGUUUUUCUGCCGGAUUUGCGUCGAUACCGAUCUCUGUGCUGAGUGCUAUGCGGGGUUCGGCCGCCGCCAAGAUUCUGAGUGGGAGGAUGUGGAUAAGUUCCCGAGGGAGUGUUUAGCGCAUGAGUUUUAUGAAGUCCGGGAAGAUGAGAGGGAGGAGGAAGUCUCGGUGCAGAUGUGGAUUGCGGAGACGGUUCGGCGUUUGGAUGCGGAAAUGAGUAAUGGCGAUCGUGGAAGUGAGGUUUCUGGUUGAUUCAGAGCAGCUGCAAAUGUCAACAAAGGAAGUAGACUACCGUAUACAGUAGAGUGGAUCUUCAUUUUUCUCCGUCUUUGUGCACUAACCGCACAUCCGAUGGAAAUAUGUCCAGAGCCUAUUUACUCUACUUUUGUUUAAAAAUACCUCUUGCCUAAGCCAACCCAUCGUGGUGUAUACUUAGUGUGCGCUACUCGUAUCAUUGAGCAACUGCAUUCAAUGCUAAACGUCACACUGGUUUUCGUU
Paraphaeosphaeria sporulosa is the source of this 1968-nucleotide messenger RNA. RefSeq lists its product as uncharacterized. Bases 190 to 1722 code for a protein of 510 amino acids. Gene Ontology annotation, molecular function: protein binding; zinc ion binding. The transcript has a single exon. Lineage: Eukaryota; Fungi; Ascomycota; Dothideomycetes; Pleosporales; Didymosphaeriaceae. The record is from RefSeq and is a predicted model, not a curated record.